Messenger RNA from Exophiala mesophila, 1747 nucleotides. RefSeq lists its product as uncharacterized. The transcript has a single exon. Bases 325 to 1485 code for a protein of 386 amino acids. Gene Ontology annotation, molecular function: [acyl-carrier-protein] S-malonyltransferase activity. Gene Ontology annotation, cellular component: mitochondrion. The record is from RefSeq and is a predicted model, not a curated record. Gene Ontology annotation, biological process: fatty acid biosynthetic process. NCBI's taxonomy places the organism in Eukaryota, Fungi, Ascomycota, Eurotiomycetes, Chaetothyriales, Herpotrichiellaceae.
GUCUUGCCGUCCUCACUUGUACUCUGUGACUCUCCACAAAACGCCCAGCUUCUCCGCGUCUCGCGGCUCUUCAACCUCAAGCAGGGCUCGCAGAGUCUUGUCCAUGUAGAAUCAUUCUCACGGCUACAAGCCUCGAUUAUCUUCUAUCCUAUCAAUCUUGCCUCUUCUUGCUCGACUUGCGCCUUUGACUGCCGUCCCUCCAUCAGCUUCAAAAAGCCGCUGGACCUCGUCUCGCAUGAUGCCGUGAACCGUCGUCAGUGUCCAUCAAGGUCACACUCUUCCACCGAAAACUAUCGCAACGUCAUUUCUCCCUUUAUCUGCAACAUGUAUCGAUUACCACACCAGCCUUUACGGCGUCUCAUCCGUACGUUAGAUCUCCCGAGUAGGAGAACUCUCACAUCCACCGAACCCGCCACCCUUCCAACCGCCCUCUUCUUCCCCGGUCAUGGAGUUCAGAGAAAGGGUAUGACUCGACCUUGGGUGGAAGCGUUCCCCCAGGUGUGUAAGCCUUUUCUACAAGAGAUGGAUGAGAUUCUAGGGUGUUCGCUGUCCACCUUGAUCGACCAAGGACCCAUCGCACAGCUGGACAAGAGCGAGAAUGCCCAACCCGCCAUCAUGGCCGUCUCCAUCAUGAUCCUGAGAGUGCUUGAACAAGAAUUCGGCUUCAAGACGGAAAAGAUGGUUGACGUGACCUUGGGCCACAGCCUAGGCGAGUUUGCCGCACUCGUCGCGGCUGGUAAUCUCGAGUACACAUUUGCCCUCGACCUCGUCAAACGACGCGGCGACGUCAUGGGAGAAUGCACCAGACAUGCCAAGGAACAGUCAGGAGAGGAGUUUGGUAUGGUAGCUCUGGUGUGCGAGCCAGAUCAGCUCGAUGCCUUGGUGGCCGCUGUUAAAGAUUUCCUAAGCCACGGCGCAGAAGGAUCCAAAGAUGACUCCAGUGCCCUCCCUGCCAUCCAGCAAGUGGCCAUCGCCAAUGCCAACUCAAAAAAUCAGAUUGUCCUCAGUGGCAGUUUCCAACGAAUCCGCAAUCUCCUCGUUCAUAUCCGAGAGUUUGGUGGCCACGACCCCAGAGCCGUCGAACUCAAGUCAAGGUCGGCCUUCCACAGCCCCAUCAUGAUGCCCGCCUAUGAAUUCAUGAAGAAGGUGGUAACUCCAGACAAGGUGACCUUCCCUGGCCGACUUCCCUGUGUGAGCAACGUGACCGCACGGCCCUUUGCUUCCAAAGAGGAAUUAAUCCAAAACUUCUCACGGCAAGCCGUUGAUACAGUCUUGUGGUGGGAUUCCAUCAAGUACUUGGACCGGGAGGCAGGCACCAUCACUUGGCUUGGGGUCGGGCCUGGCAAAGUUGGACGCAACCUUGUUUCAAAAGAGGUUGGCCGUUCGUCAGAAAAGGGCGGUGGCGUUUGGUCGAUUACCGAACCGCACGAGAUUGAAGAAGCGCUGAGGGGCUUGGAAAAUGCUACCAAUGCCAAGGGCCGAUGAGAUCGACCAUUGAAGUUGCAUGUAGAUGUGAAAUAUACAUGGUGACUAUUGUUACAGGCUCAAACCUGGUCAAUUGAUACCCUAGCCCGUUGAUAAGAUCAUCCUUCCCUGCUGAGAUGAAAAGAACACUGGAGAAAUCCAAGUUCGCUUGUAUGACUCUUCUUGAGGCUGUGCCUAUAUAGUGUGUCAGAGACACGAUACAAGAAUACAAGACUAGCACACUAGGUAUGGUUUGGGUUUCCCUGAGGUCUGAUAAACUAUG